This is a messenger RNA of Physeter macrocephalus (sperm whale), 4087 nucleotides long. RefSeq names its product xylosyltransferase 2 (gene XYLT2). Bases 823 to 3150 code for a protein of 775 amino acids. Gene Ontology annotation, biological process: heparan sulfate proteoglycan biosynthetic process; chondroitin sulfate proteoglycan biosynthetic process. Lineage: Eukaryota; Metazoa; Chordata; Mammalia; Artiodactyla; Physeteridae. Gene Ontology annotation, molecular function: protein xylosyltransferase activity. The transcript has 11 exons. The record is from RefSeq and is a predicted model, not a curated record. Gene Ontology annotation, cellular component: membrane.
GGAGCCCUGAUGUCCUCUUCCCCUUCCUGCAUAUGGGCAGUCUGGAAGGCCUGGUGUGGAGACUGGGAGAAUUGCUGCUUUUGCCUUUUUUUGGGAGAACGAAGAGACUAGGGUGGUGAAGGGAGCUCGGACGGAGUCACAUGAGACCAUAACUCCAAAAGGAGCUGAGGUUGGGGUUGGGGGAGGCUGGCUCUGUGACAUCCGAAGGACGUGAGCUUAUUCUUUGUGGUCCAGUAAGUAGCAGGAAGGGGAAGAGAGUGGAUGAAGAUUUUUUGGGCAGAUGAGACAUUCUAAGAUGGAAAGGGCUGCCAAGGAGUUAGGGAGCCCUCUGACCCUGGAAUAUGUGAGCACUCUGGGGAGGGGCAUGGCAAAGCAUCAGAGGCUUCCCAGAAACAAAUCUCUGGAUGGGAUGAGAGAUUGUCCAGGCCUCAAGGUCCCUGCUGCCCUGCCUCCAGCCUGGGGUGGGGAACUGGUGCAGUAGAGUGCUUGGGAUCCUGCCUCCCCACCGCCUCCUCCAGCUUCCUAGCAGAACCUGAUAGGGGAAUCCCUGGACUAGACUGGGAAAAAGAUCCUUGAUGACCUAAAGGCUAUGUGGUCCAAGCAGCCCUUGGGGCUUGGACCCCUUCAGCAGCCUCCUCAGUUGGACCACCCCACUUCACCAUCCUAUGUCCUAUUCCAGCGCUGCUACUGAAAGGAAGGCAGAAGAAGCCACGGCCGCUAGACCCCGGUGAGGGCUCCAAGGACACAGACAGUUCAGCUGGGCGGCGGGGCGGCACGGGCAGAAAGCAUGGGCGCUGGCGGGGCCGUGCUGAGAGCCCUGGCAUGCCCGUGGCCAAGGUGGUACGAGCAGUAACCAGCCGGCACAGAACCAGCCGGCGGAUCCCCCCCACCCCGCCCCCAGAGGCCCCAGGACGCCAGAACCUGAGUGGGGCAGCGGCCGGGGAGGCGCUGGCUGGGGCAGCUGGCUUCCCACAUGGAGACACAGGGAGUGUGGAGGGCGCCCCCCAGCCCACAGACAACAGCUUCACGCCCAAGUGCGAGAUCGUGGGCAAGGAUGCUCUGUCUGCACUGGCCCGGGCCAGCUCCAAGCAGUGCCAGCAGGAGAUUGCCAACGUGGUGUGCCUGCACCAGGCCGGGAGCCUCAUGCCCAAGGCUGUGCCCCGGCACUGCCAGCGGGCUGGGAAGAUGAGCCCCGGCAUCCAGUGGGACGACGUUCGGGCCCAGCAGCCCGUGGAUGGCCCCCCAGUACGAAUCGCCUACAUGCUGGUGGUCCAUGGCCGCGCCAUCCGCCAGCUGAAGCGUCUCCUCAAGGCUGUCUACCACAAGCAGCACUUCUUCUAUAUCCACGUGGACAAGCGCUCCAACUACCUGCACCGAGAGGUGGUAGAGCUGGCCCGGCAGUAUGAUAAUGUGCGGGUGACGCCCUGGCGCAUGGUCACCAUCUGGGGCGGGGCCAGCCUGCUGAGGAUGUAUCUGCGGAGCAUGCAGGACCUGCUGGAGGUGCCCGACUGGGCCUGGGACUUCUUCAUCAACCUCAGUGCCACUGACUACCCGACCAGGACCAACGAAGAGCUGGUAGCUUUCCUGUCCAAGAACCGGGACAAGAAUUUCCUCAAGUCGCAUGGCCGGGACAACUCCAGGUUCAUCAAGAAACAGGGCCUGGACCGGCUCUUCCAUGAGUGCGAUUCGCACAUGUGGCGUCUGGGCGAGCGGCAGAUCCCAGCGGGCAUCGUGGUGGAUGGCGGCUCUGACUGGUUCGUGCUAACGCGCAGCUUUGUGGAGUAUGUGGUGUACACAGACGACCCACUUGUGGCCCAGCUACGUCAGUUCUACACGUACACGCUGCUCCCAGCCGAGUCCUUCUUCCACACGGUGCUGGAGAACAGCCCAGCCUGCGAGAGCCUCGUGGACAACAACCUGCGGGUCACCAACUGGAACCGCAAGCUGGGCUGCAAAUGCCAGUACAAGCACAUCGUGGACUGGUGCGGCUGCUCCCCCAACGACUUCAAGCCGCAGGACUUCCUACGGCUGCAGCAAGUCUCCAGACCCACCUUCUUCGCCCGGAAGUUUGAGUCAACUGUGAACCAGGAGGUACUGGAAAUCCUGGACUUCCACCUAUAUGGCAGCUACCCCCCCGGCACUCCAGCCCUCAAGGCCUACUGGGAGAACACCUAUGACGUGGCCGAUGGCCCCAGUGGGCUCAGUGAUGUCAUGCUCACUGCUUACACCGCUUUCGCCCGCCUCAGCCUGCGCCACGCCGCCACCGCUGCGUCCCCACUGGCCAACCCACUCUGCAGGUUUGAGCCCAGGGGCUUGCCGUCCAGCGUGCACCUGUAUUUCUAUGACGACCAUUUCCAGGGCUACUUGGUGACGCAGGCGGUGCAGCCCUCAGCCCAGGGGCCGGCAGAGACGCUUGAGAUGUGGCUGAUGCCCCAGGGGUCGCUGAAGCUGUUGGGGCGCAGUGACCAGGCCAGCCGGCUCCAGAGUUUGGAGGUUGGCACCGAGUGGGACCCCAAAGAGCGUCUUUUCCGGAACUUUGGGGGGUUGCUGGGGCCGCUGGACGAGCCUGUGGCCAUGCAGCGCUGGGCCCGAGGCCCCAACCUCACAGCCACUGUGGUGUGGAUCGAUCCCACCUAUGUGGUGGCUACAUCUUACGACAUCGUGGUAGACGCGGAAACCGAGGUCACGCAGUACAAGCCCCCACUGAGCCGGCCCCUGCGGCCAGGGGCCUGGACUGUUCGACUGCUUCAGUUCUGGGAACCCCUGGGUGAGACCCGCUUCCUCGUGCUGCCCUUGACCUUCAACCGCAAACUACCUCUCAGGAAAGAUGAUGCCAGCUGGCUGCACGCUGGGCCACCCCACAACGAGUAUAUGGAGCAGAGUUUCCAGGGACUCAGCGGCAUCCUGAACCUGCCUCAGCCAGAGCCCGCAGAGGAGGCUGCCCGGCUGCAUGCGGAGCUCACGGGCCCUGCGCUGGAGGCCUGGACAGAUGGGGAACUAGGUGGCUUCUGGUCUGUGGCCGGACUGUGUGCCAUGGGCCCCUCCACCUGUUCCUCCCUGGAGCUCUGCAGACUGACCAGCUGGAGCUCUCUGUUCCCCGACCCCAAAUCAGAGCUGGGGCCUGUCAAAGCAGAUGGACGACUCAGGUAGCAGGGUCCCAGCCAGCGCCUCCGGAAGACCCGGGGAAUUGCACCUUACAGACGACGGAGGGAUGUCCCCUUCGUAUGCAAGAACCAGAGGCCCAGGCAGUACACCUGUGUCAGUCAUCAAGAACCUGUAGACGGCAGGGAAGUUGGGCUUAGUAUUUACCACUGCAAAUGGCUCUGCUGGGGACCAGGAUGUUGCAGGAACAUGGGGAGAAGGGCUCCAGCUUCCACAGCCCACUCUUCCUCACCUUCCCCUCUAAUUUUUUUUUUUUUUUUUUAAGAAAAAUGGGUAGUGGGGGGAUGAACUGGAAACAAAAGAUGUGCAAUAGGGCUCAGAGCAGCCCCAGGAAGUGGGCCAUGGCUCUGGGGAGCAGGGGCCUGCCUCGCUCUCCAGGGCCUCAUCCGCCAGCCUUGGCCUGUGCUGCUAACUGCUGAGGCUCUGCAGGGGUCCAAGUGCUAUGCCAGGCUCUGAGGCCUGGAGAACAGGUGAUUUAGGGGAGCACUGCAGAGCUGGAAUCUAAUGGGUCAGCCUCUCCUCUUAUAGCCAGGGGACCGUAGAAGAGGGGGUGGGGUUGGCUCUAGGGCUUUCCAGCAUCCCCUGCCCCUUGAUGGGAAAGCAGGGCACCAGGGCCUACUGAGACCAUUGUGGAGUCUCCCAGGUACCCAGAACUGCAAGCAGGGCCUGGGGCGAGCCCUCAUGAGUAGCAUGGGAAGAAGACUCUGCCAGGGCUCUCAGAAGAACCUGGAGUAGCAUUGUGCCUGAAGCUCAGUGUGAAGUCUGAAAUAUGCAACAGAAGAAAUAUAUCUCUAUCUCUCUCAACUGAGCCUCUGUGGUUUUCCUCCUGGGUGUCAGAGAGCCAUCACUGUUGGGCCCUCUUCUCCUAAAAGUCUUGGCUGGUACUUUGGCAGAAGGUGGAGGUCUCAUUCCCCCAGAGCGGGAA